Salmo salar (Atlantic salmon) is the source of this 3884-nucleotide messenger RNA. RefSeq lists its product as uncharacterized. Gene Ontology annotation, biological process: regulation of transcription by RNA polymerase II. Gene Ontology annotation, molecular function: DNA-binding transcription factor activity, RNA polymerase II-specific; RNA polymerase II cis-regulatory region sequence-specific DNA binding. Lineage: Eukaryota; Metazoa; Chordata; Actinopteri; Salmoniformes; Salmonidae. The record is from RefSeq and is a predicted model, not a curated record.
AACACAUGAUUUGUUCAAGCCUAAAAUGUUAGUCCGUAAUCGCAACAUGGUGUUUGUAUGUUCACAGACGUAAUUUUACAUUUACGUGUAAUGUUUCAUGCAUGGCUUUUCUUACGAUCCUAACAAUUUACAUAUGGAUUUUCUUACGAGCCUAACGAUACGUACGUGAAACCUUUUGGCAGGUAUCUUGCUCCAUACAGAUGUUUCACCAGAUGUAUAAAUGUGAAGCAUCCAGUUGGCAUUUCCACUCGCUACCAAAUAUGGUGGUGGGAGGAAGCCUAGUGGCCGGCAGGGGGAGAACAUGGCCAAUAUGGAUUUUGGCCAUUCUGCAAAUUUUCUCAUCAAUGAAACAUUUGAUCUCCACAACAUUUUCUGUUUCCAAAACUAGAAUCUGUAACAAACAGAGUGGACUGCGUUUUGUAGACUUUACCUUUUGCCAAAGUAAAAAAAAAAAAUGUUGUUGAGGAGUGCAAAGGCGAAUUUAGUUAUUGCACACUCGCACAUCACAUUGCUUGCUGUUUGGGGGUUUUAGGCUGGGUUUCUGUAUAGCACUUUGUGACAUUGGAUGAUGUAAAAAGGGCUUUAUAAAGACAUUUGAUUGAUUGAUUGUAGGCGUUCCAUAACAGAAAUAUACAAUUAAAUGCUAGAACGCGCCAAUAGGAUCUCACUAGCUCGUGCUUGGCCCUGUUCACCUCCUUGCUUGUUCUUGUUCUGCCCACUAUGAUUUAAUUGAUUUGCUCCCAUUGGAAACGACAGGCUCUGGUCUAUCUUGGGUUAGUUAUAAAACAUCUUUGUAUACCACGAAGAAGAAGACCCUUUUUUCACUACCCGUACAGUAGGUGGCAGCAAUACACCGUAUCGAUUGUAGUCUGCCAAUAAAGCUAAAAGAAGAAGAAGAAAUUGGGGAAAGUAGUGGUAUGUGUUAAUUGUAGGGGUGCCCAUGGGGCUGGAGAUCAGAAAUGUCCCGUGUGAGAGAAGCAGGUUGAGGUUUCCAGGGUUAGAGUAGUGCAGAAGUUGUCAUAUGCUGAGGCAGUGAAGAAAGUAGAGGAAGAUGGGUCAAGGGGGAGGGAUCCUGAGAGGACGUACGUUAAGGAGUGGUGUGUGUAGUAGAUCUGUACCAGUACAGAGGGAUAGGCCAACAAUUGAUAUAUGUUUCAGUAAGAUUUGAUUUUUAGCAUUUAUUGAAAUGGUUAUCAACUGUACUGCACGGAUGGAAUGUAAGUCGCAGAAAAUUUAGGUUAUGUUGGCAGCUGCAGAGAGAUAUUUGGGUAUACGAGACUUGACAUCAGAAGAGUUACAGGGUUUCCCAUCCUUUCAGGUUGUUGGCCUGUGGUAGGACUAAAUACAAUUAAAUCGUGGAGUUUGGUGGUGUUACUUUUUUAUUAUUAGAUUUUUUUGUGAGUGGUGUAGAUGAUAAGGUAUUUUUUAUUUUUUUUUUCAAGCAAAGUAUAAGGGAGUUGUACUCCAGUCUAGUAGGUGGCGGUAAUGCAACAUUUAUUGGAUGCCAACUGUCAUUAAACCUUAUCAAAGAAGAAAAGGCGACAGACGCUGGUGGUCCUCUGUUUACUUUUUAGUGAACUACACUAAAUUUGAUUUCGAGGUGUCUGCAUCUAGCUGUACUUAUCAACAGUAUAUUGCUUCUACACUACACGUCCAUUAAUAAUUACUUUUUCGAAGACCAUUUUCGGUCAAAUAAUGGCAAAUGACGUUGCUUUUCACACUCAGCUAGCCUCCAUCAUGGAGGUUUUGGCUAACGCCGCCGUGGCUGAAAUCUGCGAGCUUGUUGACAAUGGCUAUGCGGUCCUGCAUUUGGAGAUAUCUCAAGGGCAGAAGGAGAAUGAAGCGUUGAGGAGAAAACUACGGAUGAUGGAGCUGAAAGUGUCUCGUGCGAGUGCUCCGAGAGCGGGAAUGGGAAGCUCAAUCCUCGCGCACAGUCGUUCUCGAACUCACUUUGGCAUGGAAUCGAAAAGGACAUCAAGCAGCGAGGUACAUUGUCGGAGAGGAGUUGAUUCCCAGUUGGUCACCAGCCUGUUUAGGGACGGAAAGUCCUCAGGUGAUACUGGACAGACUACCACACAGAGAAAGCCUGCUGCGUUGGAUGAGAUAAAGCCCAAAUCACUUACCAUCAAAGAGGAGAGGCAGGAAGAAGCCUGGGACAAUCAUGACCAACGAGAGAGACUGAGUACCGGAGCUUUAAAUCCCAGUGUUGGAGGAGAAAGGCAUUCCAACAUCGACACGGAGGCUGCUCAAUCAAUCAGCAAACAGGAAAACGCCAGCUCUUGUAUAUGGGUGAGUGGUGAAACGGACAACAGCCUCUUGCCAGAAUCAAAUGAAAAUCUGAGUGUGAACAAAAGAUCUCAAACCCCAGCAUUGGAAGAUGGUGAUGGAAUACUUGACCAUGUGGGCUUUGAUUGUAUGAUGUUUGAGCCCCCCAGACAACUUGGGACCCUUAACACCCAGGGUCCUGGGGCUGAUCUUCCCGAGUGCUCUUACUCUCAUGUGGAUGUUGUACAUAUUAAUUCUGAUUCAGAGAAUAGUUUUCCCUUUUCGAUGAACAAGGUGAGUCGCUCCAUAACUGAGCAAAAACAACCUGUAGCUUACAGAGACAAUAGACAGAGGGUGCCGUUGCCCUCAGAUGAGCCUCACAUGACUGUGCGAAAAGGCAUGGAGACUGGAUCCAAUGCCUUGGUAAUGACGGAUGGUUGGGUCUCCCAUGACAGUCAUAAUAACGACGCUGUGAAUUACAACCAAGACGGCACAGCAGGUAACCGGUUCAUUUGUACUUUCUGUGGUAAGACUUUGGCUUGUCUGAAGAACCUCAAGACACACCUUAGGGUUCACACUGGGGAGAAGCCGUUCAGCUGCAUGCAGUGCGGGAAGCGCUUCUCCGACUCCAGCAACCUCAAGCGACACCAGAGCGUUCACACAGGGGAGAGACGCUAUGGCUGCAGCCACUGCGGCAAGCGCUUCGCCCAGUCAGGCUCACUCAAAGUCCACCUUAGCAUACAUAAAGGAUGCAAGCAGUUCCGAUGCCCACAGUGUGAAAAGACUUUCAUAUCGGCCAAUCACCUCAAGAGACACAUCAGUGUCCACGAUGGAGAAGAAAGUAUUUUACCAACCACUUUUCAGUGAGUGAAAGCAUACCCAAACGUGCUUCAGCCCAGCUUGAACAAAAAAGGAAUUGGGUGCUCGACUGAAGGAGUUAAUCAUCCAAAAAGUAUUCCAUACACUUUUGAAUUAGUGUUUUUGUAACUCUUAUCAUUGAAGUUGUUUAUCACUCAUCCUCAGCCCACUGUGUGAAAAGCAGUUUGUGGACUCAAAGUAAUCUCAUUAGUCACACCGGAUACUACAUACAGUGUGGUGAGAGGUUUGCUGCGAAGCACAUUCUUAAAAUUCACCUAGAGAGAAACUAUUCUGGUUGCUCUAGUGCUGGAGAUUGUAUUGUCACUGAGUAUACCUAUUCAUGAAUAAUUCUACUUGAACAUUUUGACUGAACACAUUUUGUCUCUAUUGGGCUAUUUGUUAUUUACAGUUUAGGAGUAGUCUUAUAACAAAAGGAAUGGAAUUAAAACAAAUGAUUUUGUAUGUGUACCUCCAUUAUUAUUUCAAAAGUGCUGCAAGAAAUAUAUGAACAAUACAAACUGAUUGUUACUACUAUUAUUAUUAGUAGUAGUAGUAGUAGUAGUAGUAGUAGUAGUAAUAUAAAAAAUACUACCUCUUUUAGGAAAAACACUCCUCCAAGCCAACCAGUCAAGUAAAAUGAUAUCUCCCAAAGGCCCAUGUAUGACAUUUGGAAAUAUGAAUUAUCUUGCACACAUUAUUUUUGUAAACAUUUCCUCUGAAAAUGUGUUUUUGUGAAAUAAACAAUUGUAAGAAAAAGGCCA